CAAUGAUAUCUCAUUUUCUCGGCGUCCAAACAGCCAUUCCUCCGGGAAAAUUUUGAAAUCGGAGAGAGUAUAUUCACUUUCUGUAAAGGGAGAGAAUAUUAGAUUUCCUGCCGAAACCAACGGUUCCGAGCUUUUCUGUUCAAUUGCAUCGAACUCGAAUCCGAAAAUGUACUUAACAUUUCAGAUCUGAACUGACAUUCGGGAAUUCUUUCCUCUUUCGGAAGCUUCUCUCGCCGCCAUGAUCGAUCUUGAUCUCUGGAAUUGCGGAGAUUCUGGAUUGAUGCUAGGCUUUACUCUCUGAAUAUAUCGAAAUCUCACCACAAGACUGGAUUUUGAGGAUCUUUAGCUUCUGGGUUUUGCCCAAGUGUCAACAAUGGUGUUUUGGGAAGGAUAUGUAAGCGAUGAAACUAUGGGGACAUUUGCCCCUAUCAUAGUAUACUGGUUGUAUGGCGGGUUUUAUCAGCUAUUACCAUCUCUGGAUAAGUACAGGCUUCACACCAAGAAGGAAGAGAAGGAGAAGAAUUUGGUUCCUCUCUGUUCUGUGGUCAAGGGUGUGUUGCUUCAACAGCUCGUUCAAGCUACUGUUGCCCAAGGCCUCUUCCUGUUCACAUCAGCACAAACAUCAGGGAAAGUAGAACAGCCAUCUAUUCUUGCUCAAAUCUUGCAGAUAAUCGUAGCAAUGUUUGUCAUGGAUACCUGGCAGUACUUUGUCCAUCGGUACAUGCACCAGAACAAGUUUCUCUACCGUCAUAUCCAUUCCCAGCAUCAUAGGCUAGUCGUUCCUUACGCAGUUGGCGCCCUUUACAAUCAUCCCCUCGAAGGUCUCCUUCUGGACACAUUUGGUGGAGCAAUUUCAUUCCUCAUCUCGGGAAUGACAGCAAGAACGGCUGUUAUCUUCUUCUGCUUUGCUGUGAUAAAAACAGUCGAUGAUCAUUGUGGACUGUGGUUGCCGGGCAACAUCUUUCACCUUUUCUUUCACAACAACAGUGCCUACCAUGACAUCCACCAUCAGCUUCAGGGCACUAAGUAUAACUACUCUCAGCCGUUCUUCUCAAUAUGGGACCGGCUUCUUGGAACCCACAUGCCGUAUGAUCUGCUGAAGCGGCCUGAUGGAGGUUUUGAGGCUAGGUUGAAGAAAGAGUAGCCAAAGUUGUUUAAAAGCCAAGUAAUUCCACUCUUGCUUCAGCUGACCAGUUCUCUAUCGACAGAGAGAUGGUUCAACCCAGAAGUGUGUUUUUGCCUGAACUUAGGCUUCAUAUCCGAGGUUGGUGUUUCAUCUGACUCUUUCUUGUGCCCAGUAAGGAAGAGGACCAGAUGAUUUGUUUGUUCACUCACUGCUAGGCUAUUAUUGUGCCAACCUCACCAUUUGCCUUGUUGUUUUAUGCCACUUGGGGUUGUCCGCACUGUGCAAUAUUUUGCUUGAAGUGUCAAGAGUUAUGCUUGAGACACAUUUAUUGAAUUUGUUCUAGGGCUUGUCCGAGUGUGUAUUGAGGAAUACACGCGAUUUGUAGCCGAAGUUGUUUCUGAAGUGUGUUUAUUCGUCA
Messenger RNA from Tarenaya hassleriana, 1544 nucleotides. RefSeq names its product sphinganine C4-monooxygenase 1-like. Bases 374 to 1144 code for a protein of 256 amino acids. Gene Ontology annotation, molecular function: iron ion binding; oxidoreductase activity. NCBI's taxonomy places the organism in Eukaryota, Viridiplantae, Streptophyta, Magnoliopsida, Brassicales, Cleomaceae. The record is from RefSeq and is a predicted model, not a curated record. The transcript is spliced from 3 exons. Gene Ontology annotation, biological process: lipid biosynthetic process.